AUGUUCAACAGCAGUCUGUCCAUGUCAGAGUUUGUUUUGCACUGUGCAAUUAAGCCUGAACAAAGAAAUAUAACAGCCACUCUGCUCAUAUUGAUCUAUCUGGUGUCCCUAACUGGCAAUCUGCUGGUUAUCCUGAUCAUCAUAAUGAACCAUCAGCUGCACUCGCCAAUGUAUAUCUAUAUCUGCACUCUUGCAAUGAUAGACUUGGCAAAUAGUACAAUCCUAAUUCCAAAAAUGGUAUCUGCUGUUCUUUUUGACUCAUUAGUAGUUGCAUAUGCUGCCUGUUUAGUCCAGAUGUAUCUAAUAUUAAAUUUAGAGCUGAUGGAAUCUCUUCUGUUGACAUCUAUGGCAAUUGACCGAUAUGUUGCUGUCGUUUUUCCAUUAAGAUACCCUUCAGUUGUUACAAGUAAAGCUGUAUGUAUUGGUGUUAUGUUAUUGGCAGUUACUGCUUUCCUAAUUAAUAUAUCGUGUAUGAUGUUUGUCAGUGAGCUUUCUUUCUGUGAGACUAAUAUUCUGCCUUACUGUUUCUGUGAUUAUUCAACAAUGGUUCAUAUUGCUUGUACAGAAGAUCCCAAAUACUUGCUUCUUUUGUCAACUAUAGUUAUCACAACUGGAGUGUUUCCAUUAGCACUAAUUCUGUUUUCUUAUUUUAUAAUUGCUUUGGCUGCACUAAGGACCUCAUCUGUUGAAGGAAAGAAGAAGGUUUUCAGCACCUGCCUUACUCACCUUCUAGUGGUCGGACUGUUUUAUAUACCACUCAUGACAUCGUACAUAUUGCCAGGUGCAGGAGUAAAACUUUCCACCGAAGCAUAUAAUGCAAUGGUCAUUGUUGGAAAUGUAGUUCCUCCCAUGAUGAAUCCUAUAAUCUACAGCUUUAGGAACAAGGAGAUAAAAAGCAGCAUUUACAAGCUUUUCACUGGGAGGAGAACAUCUCCGAAAAUAAAUAAUCACUAA
Molecule: messenger RNA, 954 nt
Organism: Polypterus senegalus (gray bichir)
Lineage: Eukaryota; Metazoa; Chordata; Cladistia; Polypteriformes; Polypteridae
Product: olfactory receptor 1-like
Exons: 1
Coding region: 1-954 (317 amino acids)
Biological process (GO): G protein-coupled receptor signaling pathway
Cellular component (GO): membrane
Molecular function (GO): G protein-coupled receptor activity; olfactory receptor activity
Source: RefSeq, a predicted model, not a curated record